Messenger RNA from Argiope bruennichi, 701 nucleotides. RefSeq lists its product as uncharacterized. NCBI's taxonomy places the organism in Eukaryota, Metazoa, Arthropoda, Arachnida, Araneae, Araneidae. Gene Ontology annotation, cellular component: chitin-based extracellular matrix. Gene Ontology annotation, molecular function: structural constituent of chitin-based larval cuticle. The record is from RefSeq and is a predicted model, not a curated record. The transcript has 3 exons. The coding region runs from base 1 to 615 and encodes 204 amino acids.
AUGGUUAUGGUGGUAUUUUAUGGUUAUAUCUCAAUAAUACUAUCGGCAGCAGUGCCUGCAUUGUCUUCCCAGAAUUAUGGAAGUAACAACUUGGACUCAAGGAGAUCUAAUCUACUAGCCACACCAAGAAACUUACAAAGGACCUCACCUUCAUCAAGUGGUUAUACCCAUGAUGUAGUCAUGAAACCUUACAAAUUCAAUUACUUUAUAGUCGACGAUCAAGGAAAUACACAUCAUCGAGAUGAAGAAUCAAACGGAAAUGGAACAGUCAAAGGAUACUACGGGUACACCGAUAUUUCAGGGUUGUUCAGAAUAGUUGAAUAUACCGCAGAUAGAAAUGGAUUUCGAGUUAGUAUCAAAACCAACGAACCGACUUUAGUUGGAAGGAAAAGUCCUGCUGACGUACGAUUGAAUGAUUAUCCAUCCGCCUCAGAUAUGCGAAAUGAAAAUGAACCUUGGAAAUAUUCAGAAAAUGAGAAAGGAAAUGGGAUUUCUGACGAAGUCAAAAGUGAUCCUGAAGGAAAACCUUAUGUUUCCGAAGUGCAACAUUCAUUGGGUCCAUACAUAAAUAGAGGGUGGGAAUCUGGAAUGGAACCGAAGAAAAAUAGCACCUGAAAACACAUCUGUAUAAAUUAUUGGUGAAGAACGGAUUGGAAGAAACUGCAGCAUAAUUCAGAAUAUUAAAUGAUUUCAUUGCUUAA